AAAAAGAAUUACUGUUUACAUACUUCAAAACGCAUUUGCAAUUCUCAGAUGCUUCGCGAAAAUGGGGACUCUAAACUUUUGCAUUUUUAUAAUGAAUAGCGCUUUAAUUUAUGCUUUAUAAAUGUUUUAUUAUGCAAAAAUAAAAUAUUAUUGAAGACGCAAUGUUACGUUGUGGUGAAUAGAAGUUAACCUAAAAUUUUGUUUUGUCAACAUGGAAUCACAAGUAUGUGUAAAUUGUCGUAACGAGAAGACAGUGAAUUCGACGACAAACAGGCUGGUCACUGAAAAUUGUGGCCAUGUGAAAUGCAUGGAUUGUUUGGUACAAGAAAAAAAUGGUUGCUUGGCUUGUCUUAGUGCAAAAAUUCAGGAGUCAAAUGGGAAUGGCUUGCAAUUGGACGACAAGCAUUCUGAUGAGAAUCAGCCGAUCCAGGCACAAGAUAAACAUGUUAAUGACGACAGUAGACCGAACAGCGAACCCUCCGAAUAUGAGGAUUUGAGUAAAAGAAAAAAACCUGAGACGUCACACAUUAAGGUAGAAACAGAUGCUAAUGGCAGAUGUUAUGUAUGCACAUUGUGCGACAAGAAGUUCCAUGCUCGGAGUCAAGUAGCGUAUCAUGCGUAUUGUAAUGGACAGAGAAAGCCUUACCAGUGCCUGGAAUGCUAUAAGAGUUUCGCUACACACUCCCAUUAUAAAUAUCACAUGAGAGUGCACCGCAAUGAAAGGACAUACUCUUGUGAUGUGUGCGGAGACAGCUUCUUCCAGAUGUCCAAGCUGCAACGGCACAAACUCAAACACACAAAGGAGAAGAACUAUAUCUGCUCGGUGUGCAACAAGGCAUUCAACAAUGUGUCGUCACUCCGCAAGCACUCGCUCACGCACUCGGAGGAGCGUCCGUACCAGUGUGGUGUCUGCGACCGCGCUUUCCGCGACGGCUCCAACUACAGGAAACACCAGGCGAAACACGCUAAUCAUGGAGCGGAGAAGAAAUGCACGUGCGGUUCUUGCGGUAGUGGCGGUGGACGGUGUACGGGCGGGGGCGGGACCGGGCGCGGCGGCGCGCGGCAGCUGCGGCGCCACCAGUGCCAACACUGCCCGCAGGCCUUCCAUUCUAGCAAGGACAUGCGCCGCCAUGCAGCUGUGCAUACAGACACAAAACCUUUCCGCUGCAAAGUGUGCAAGCGUCGCUUCCGCAGAAAAGACAAUCUGGAGCGUCACAUCCGCAACACGCACCCAGACUUCGUGACCUCUAGCGCCGUAGAGUGCGACGAGACCGCGCUCAAGGAGAUCAUCACCAACGGCCAGCCUGAGAACGAGAAGACCAAGCUCGAGAUCCUAAACCCCCUCCCCCCUCUCCCCGAAGAGGUCAUGCAGAAGCACAUGCACGGAAACGAGUCCGACGCAGAGAUCGACAAGUCCUACAUCCUGGUAGCGAACAACGCCCGCCAGAGCGUCAUAGUCGGCAAGUGGACGGCAAAGGUAGAGAAGGAGCCGGUCAGCCCGCCCGAAUGCGAGUAUGUUCACAAGAUACGAAAGGCGAAUUCCAUGGCCAGUCACAAUAACAUCCCCCUGCCGCCCAUAGACGAGACGAAAAUGCUGGAGUUGAAUAAGAAAAGCAGCCUGGACGCGUUCGAAGUGGGCGCUCCGCCUAAGGACAAGAAGAAGGUUUAUGAGAUGAUAAUGUAUGAUGAUGCAGACAAACGCGAGGCGGACGGAGACUCCGCCGUCGAGCCCUCCGACAGCCAUUGGAAGAGAAGGAAAAUGAAGCUUAAUAUGAACUGAUACAUCACAGACUGAAUAUGUGACAUACAAGGAGUAGGUAUAUAUUAUGCAUAUACUUAUUUUUUAAUUCAUAUGCUUUGAUAAAAUAUAUUAGUAUUUUUAUUGCUAUUGAUCGACAUAAAACCCUCAUAAUACAUAAGGUCUCUGGGAAUAUUGGAGAAAUGUGUCGUUUUUAGGAAGCUCCAAGCAGCAAAUAUAGAGG
Messenger RNA from Manduca sexta (tobacco hornworm), 1982 nucleotides. RefSeq names its product zinc finger protein 239. The record is from RefSeq and is a predicted model, not a curated record. Gene Ontology annotation, biological process: regulation of transcription by RNA polymerase II. Gene Ontology annotation, molecular function: DNA-binding transcription factor activity, RNA polymerase II-specific; RNA polymerase II cis-regulatory region sequence-specific DNA binding. NCBI's taxonomy places the organism in Eukaryota, Metazoa, Arthropoda, Insecta, Lepidoptera, Sphingidae. Gene Ontology annotation, cellular component: nucleus. The transcript is spliced from 7 exons. Bases 212 to 1780 code for a protein of 522 amino acids.